This is a messenger RNA of Poeciliopsis prolifica (blackstripe livebearer), 3035 nucleotides long. RefSeq names its product PMS1 homolog 2, mismatch repair system component (gene pms2). The coding region runs from base 204 to 2723 and encodes 839 amino acids. Gene Ontology annotation, biological process: mismatch repair. The transcript is spliced from 15 exons. The record is from RefSeq and is a predicted model, not a curated record. Gene Ontology annotation, cellular component: MutLalpha complex. Gene Ontology annotation, molecular function: ATP hydrolysis activity; ATP binding; ATP-dependent DNA damage sensor activity. Lineage: Eukaryota; Metazoa; Chordata; Actinopteri; Cyprinodontiformes; Poeciliidae.
AGAGGUUUGGAAAAUAGUUUUAACAAAAGUACCACAAGUAAGCUGCGCAGUGUUGCGCGGUAGUAACGCUCACGAACAUUGUGCACAAACAGCGCGGGAGAGAGAGCUUCAUCUCGGUGUUCCUGCUGUUAUGGCAGAUAACCAGCUGAGGUAGUGGUCCGUUUGAGUUCAGGCUGUGGACAUAGGAGGGAUCCAGAGGAAAGAUGUCCGAUGUUUGCACUUCUGAGCCUGCUGGAGCCAUAAGGGCCAUUGACAAGCACUCAGUUCAUCGGAUCUGCUCUGGACAAGUAGUUCUGAGUCUGGCCACGGCCGUCAAAGAGCUGGUGGAGAACAGCAUUGAUGCAGGAGCAACCAAUGUUGAGGUCAAGCUGAAGGAGUGUGGUGCUGAACAAAUAGAAGUGUCUGACAAUGGCAGAGGCGUCGAAGAGGCGAACUUUAAAGGACUAGCACUAAAGCAUCACACCUCAAAGCUGAGGGAUUUCUCUGACCUGAUCCACGUGGAAACAUUCGGCUUUCGAGGCGAAGCCUUGAGCUCUUUGUCUGCUCUCAGUGACCUGAGUGUGAUUACAUGCCAUGAAUCCAGCCAAGUAGGCACCAAGUUGGUGUUUGACCACAAAGGUCACCUUGUGCAGCAGUCCCCCUGUCCCAGGCAGCAGGGCACCACGGUAACGCUGCAGCAGCUCUUCUACACGCUGCCCGUCAGGCACAAGGAGUUCCAGCGGAAUAUCAAGAAGGAGUUUUCUAAAAUGACCCACGUCCUGCAGGCCUACUGCAUCAUCUCGACAGGAGUCCGUAUCACCUGCUCCAACCAAACCGGCCAGGGAAAGCGCAGUGCCGUCCUCAGCACCGGUGGCAGCCAGAGUAUGAGAGACAACAUCGGAGCCAUAUUUGGACCAAAACAGCUGCAGAGUCUUCUCACGUUCCAGCAAGUUUGUCCGUCAGAGAAUAUCAUGGAGGAAUAUGGACUUAAAGUCGGAGACUUACCCAAACAGCUUUUUACGAUUUCAGGCUUUGUGUCCUCCGGGGACCACAGUGUGGGGCGGAGCGCCUCAGACCGCCAGUUCUUCUUCAUCAACAGCCGCCCAUGUGACCCAGUGAAGGUCAGCAAACUUGUCAAUGAAGUGUACCACAUGUACAACAGACAUCAGUAUCCAUUUGUUGCCCUGAACAUAGCUGUUGUCUCAGACUGCGUGGAUGUGAACGUAACGCCUGACAAACGACAGAUUUUCCUUCAUGAGGAGAAGCUCUUACUCGCCAUCCUAAAGUCUUCUCUCAUCAACAUGUAUGAAGCUGGAGUAAAUAAGCUCAGCCUGAACUAUACACCGACUGUAUCGUCUGCAUCUAAAGAAGUUCACCUUCCUGUUGAAGACAAAGCAGAAUCUACGGAGAACAACCAACCCAGCACCCUGAGCCCAACGUCACCCAUGAACCUCGCUGCCCUCAAAGCUGCUUUCUCAAACCAGAACAGCGCCCUCUCUGGGAGUAAGUCAAGCACGGAAAAAGCUUCCAAAAUCGGGCCGAGCCAGAAAACGCUGAAGUGUUUCUUUGAGGGCUCAGUUAAAUCACCAUUACGACUCAGAACAGAGGCAACUAAAGGCAGCCUGGGAGCCCAGGCAGAGCUCCGUGGGUUCAGGAAUGAAGAGGUGUCAAUCAGGGAGAAGGACUCUGAACCUGAACGAGACUUGGUAGUAGAAUCACCAGAUCCACAGCACCCAGACUCCUCUGAACAAGUUGUUGAAAAUGUAAAGGAUGACUCCGAAGCACGUACACCUGUCAAGGAUUCCGUCAUUUUCCCCGAAGCUAAAAGACCCAGACGAGAUGAUCCAUGUUUCACCGCAGAGGAAACGCCUGACACGGCUUCCUCCACGGCCGACGUUCCCAUCUGUCUGCAGAAGAAGACCGUGCCGCUGCAUUUCUGUCUGCAAGCCCUGGCAGCUGGCAUCAAGAGGCUGCAGCAGCAGCAGAGAAGGCGAGCCGCAGACAAGUUGCGUUACAGGCGCUUCAGGGCCAACAUCAGCCCUGGAGAAAACCAGAGAGCAGAGGACGAGCUCCGCAGAGAGAUCAGUAAGGACAUGUUUAAGAAAAUGGAGAUCGUCGGUCAGUUUAACCUGGGCUUCAUCAUCACCAAGCUGAACUCAGACAUCUUUAUGAUUGACCAACACGCCACCGAUGAGAAAUACAACUUUGAGAUGCUGCAGCAGCACACUGUGCUCCAAGGACAGAGGCUCAUUGUCCCACAGAAACUCCACCUGACUGCAGUCAGUGAGAACGUGCUCUUAGAGAACGUUGAGAUCUUCCAGAAGAACGGCUUUGAGUUCCUGAUCGAUGAAGACGGUAGGACUGUCAUCAGAGGUCUUCAGGCAGGAAGAAAUGUUCCUGCAUAUUCUCACUGUGAAGUGAUUCCCUCAGCCCAGGUGAUGGAGCGAGUGAAGCUGGUCUCCUUGCCCACCAGUAGGAACUGGACCUUCGGGCCGGCUGACAUCGAAGAGCUGAUCUUCAUGCUGAGUGACAGUCCGGGCGUCAUGUGCCGCCCGUCCAGAGUCAGGCAGAUGUUUGCUUCUAGAGCGUGUCGCAAAUCAGUGAUGAUCGGUACAGCGCUGAGUGUCGGAGAGAUGAAGAAGCUGGUGAUUCACAUGGGAGAGAUUGAGCAUCCAUGGAACUGUCCUCAUGGCAGGCCCACCAUGAGACACCUCGCCAACCUGGAAAUCAUCUCACAGGACUGAGUCCAGAAAUAGACUGAACACCUUUUUGAUAUUUUCCCUUUAUACAGACCAGACUGUACAUAUAAAUGUUCUGACUCUUCUGUCAUAGAUUGACCUUGUGAAUGCUAGUUUUUAUUUAGUUUGAUUUUGUUUUUAUAAAAUAAAUUGUAUUAUUUUUUUUUAUCGUUAUAUCCAAUAAAUAAUGCACAAACAGAUGCUUCUUUCUCUUGUUGAACUGAGAUAACAGAUAAUUUAUUAUUAACAAUGUAAAGAAGUAAUUCUGAACGAACAGUGAAUACAACUGGGAUAUUGACUGAUAACAUGUCAAUUAAA